Lonchura striata (white-rumped munia) is the source of this 1164-nucleotide messenger RNA. It is a transcript of the gene PSMC3IP, whose product is annotated as PSMC3 interacting protein. Gene Ontology annotation, cellular component: DNA recombinase auxiliary factor complex; condensed nuclear chromosome. Gene Ontology annotation, molecular function: recombinase activator activity; double-stranded DNA binding. The record is from RefSeq and is a predicted model, not a curated record. Gene Ontology annotation, biological process: meiotic joint molecule formation; homologous chromosome pairing at meiosis; meiotic strand invasion involved in reciprocal meiotic recombination. NCBI's taxonomy places the organism in Eukaryota, Metazoa, Chordata, Aves, Passeriformes, Estrildidae.
CGGGCGGCGCGCCGGAAGUGCGCGAACGGCGCCAACCGGGAACGGAGCGGGGCUGGAGGCCCGGGGCCGCGGGAUGAGCAAAGGGCGCGAGGCCGCGGCGGGCGGAGGCGCCGCCGCCGUGCUGCUGCGGUACCUGCGGGAGCAGAACCGCCCGUACAGCGCCCAGGACGCCUUCGGGAACCUGCAGCGGGAGCACGGGCUGGGCAAGGCGGCCGUGGUGAAGGCGCUGGAGCAGCUGGCGCAGCAGGGCAGCGUGCGCGAGAAGGUCUACGGCAAGCAGAAGAUCUACUUCGCUGAGCAGGAGCAGCUCCCGGCCGCCAGCGAUGCGGAGCUCCGCGGGCUGGACGGGGAGAUUGCCGAGCGCUCCGCCCAGCUGCAAGCGCUGCAGCAGAGCUGCCGGCACAUGGAGGCGGAGCUGAAGGACUUGAACAGCUCCAUGACAACCCCUGAGAUUACCAGGGAGAUCGAGGCACUGAGGAAGGACUGUGCCAGUUACACGGAGAAACUGGAGAGGAUUAAAUCUGCUACCAACCAUGUGACUCCAGAGGAAAAAGAGAAGGUGUGCCGGGAGCAGCAGCUGUACCGCCGGGAGUGGCGCCGGAGGAAGCGGAUGGCCACCGAGCUGCUGGAUGCCAUCCUGGAGGGGUAUCCCAAGAGCAAGAAGCAAUUCUUUGAGGAGGUUGGGAUAGAGACAGAUGAGGACCACGGUGUCGUGAUGCCAGCGAACACAUGAGGUGCUGGGAGAGCCUUUGUUCUGGGGAGAAGCUGCUGCAGAGCUGCCUCUGAAACUUGGCUGUUGGGUUGUUCUUUUUCUCUUUUUGCAGGACUGGCAUUUGUCCUGUGUAUUUAUUUGGUUUUGUUUUAAAAUGUUUUGUGGUUGGAAGGGUGGGUGGGUAGGAGUAACCUGGCACUGGCCCUCUCCUUGCAGCAGAAUGUCGUUUUUUCCUGCCCCCAGUGCACAGAGCUGUCUGGCUGGGGUCUGAUGUGGCUGGGGGGACACGUGGGGGCACUGGUGCUGUGUCCCUGGUGUUCUGGUAAGGAAAGGCAGAGAGGGACUCUCUGGGCUGCAGAACUCUGUCUGUGUUCUAGCUGCUUCCUGCUAUGUGGCAGAGCAGUCACAUGAGAGUAUGAUCCAUUAAACACCAGGAUUUUGGUUCAGCUGCA